Messenger RNA from Candidula unifasciata, 3633 nucleotides. NCBI's taxonomy places the organism in Eukaryota, Metazoa, Mollusca, Gastropoda, Stylommatophora, Geomitridae. The record is from the annotation of a GenBank genome assembly.
AUUGUUGAUGGGAGUAUUCGAUACAGCCACUUGAGUACGGUACUGUUGCUAGAUGGGAUACGAGUGGAUGAUGGAAAGUGGCACUAUUUUGAGAUCCGAUGGUAUCAGAACACCUUGGACAUGUUUCUAGACUAUGGCCAAUAUGAUCGGACAUUCAAUACAUCUACAUCUGUUGUGGGAAAGAUCAUCACAGUCAUAUACGUUGGAGCAUCAAAGAAUGGAAAUAAAUCUAUGGAGAAUUACUUCAAAGGAUGUCUUAAGGACGUUCGUGUGGGCAACAGUGCGCAAUCAUUCCUGCUUGGCCCAUCAGAGUCAAAUGUUGAGAAUGGUUGUGGUGGCUCAAAUGUGUGUGAGCCAAAUCCAUGUGGAGCUGGACAGUGUAAGGAUGAAUGGAACAGUUACAGCUGCAAAUGUCCGCCAGGCACAACUGGGCCCAAAUGCCUUGAUAUCUGCCAGAAUUACAACCCUUGUAAGAACUGGGCAGAGUGCAAGCAGCCAGAGGAUGGCCACAAGUCCUACUACUGUGAGUGUGGAGUGAGACAGAGUGGUCAGUACUGUGAGAACCAGGCACCUUUGACCUGCCCUGUAGCCUGGUGGGGCAAGCCAGUCUGUGGUCCUUGUAACUGUGCUCAGAAUAAGAGAUUUGAAGAGUCAUGCAACAAGGAUAAUGGUUCUUGCACAUGCCGAGCACUGCAUUAUUUGCCGCCUGGUGGUGACACCUGCUACCCCUGUGAUUGCUACAAACUGGGCUCUAAAGACAUGGCUUGCCACCCCACUACGGGUCAGUGUAAGUGCUACGAUGGAGUUAUAGGCCGACGAUGUGAUCAGUGUGACAGCAUUUUCGCUGCUGUUACCAACACACAGAAGAAGCUCAACGAUACAGCUUACGUGGAAGUGGUUACCUGCCUUGUCUCCUAUGAUGGGUGCCCAAGAAACCAUGCUGAUGGAAUAUGGUGGGACCAGAUUGCUUUUGGUCUGGAAGCCAAACAGGACUGUCCAACAGGCGCUACUGGAACUGCUAAAAGAAAAUGUACACAGAAAAACAGCUGGUUACAAUCUGAUCUGUUUGGAUGCACAAGUGACAGUUUCCUUAAAUAUGAAAGCCAGCUAAAGGACUUUGAAGCUGGUGUCAUAAGUCCAUACAUAGCCGACUACACAAUCACACUGCUGAAGAAUGUAUCCUAUACAACCAGCCCUAUCUAUGGCGGGGACAUCAUGAUGGUGUACAGGUUCACCAACGUUACACUGAACUACGAGAUCUCUCAGACUGGGCUGGGCAUGAUUAGCCAACAGUAUCGGGACUUUGUUCAGAAACUGUUGGUAGUUUUAAGCAAUGUAACGGAUGAAAAAUACACAGAUUACUGGCAGCAAGCGGGCAAACUAACAGGUGGAGCCACACAUCUCAUGAACUUAUUUGAAAAAUUCAUCACCAAGAUUGUGCAGCUUCUGCCUCAGGCACAGUCCGGGACAUUUGAAGCUGUUUCUGAUGACAUGGUUUUGGGAGCAGACUGGAUCAACAUUUACAACUUUACUGGAGCAACUAUUCCAAAGUAUGACAACAAUGUCAAGAAAGGAUCUGUAGACAAAGAGGCGGCUGUGACAUUCCCACCAUCGCUGUUUCACCAACCUACUGCUGGUACUCAAAAUAAUCCAGAUUUGACCAGGGCAUAUUUCAGUUACGUGGUCUACAGAGAUUUCGGCAAGCAUGUUUCUAUGAACACAGAUUCCACUAUCAGACGCACGAGUCGUCCAAUGACUGUAAACAGCGCCAUCUUUUCAGUGGUGGUCUCUGACAAUGACAGCAUUAUCGAAGGAUUUAUCCGAGAGCCAAUAACCUUGACUUUGAGGCUACAGCUGCCAAACAACAGGACCAAUAUGUAUUGUGCUAGGUGGAUUCCUAAUCCAACCAAUGACAAGACGGGUACAUGGACGACCUCUGGCUGCAGGAUAAAGGAUACUGUUUGCAGAGUGAGCAUCAAGUCCGACCACUGUGAGGAGUACUACGUGACUUGUGAAUGCAGCCAUAUGUCAACUUACGCUGUCAUCAUUGAUGUGGCAGAUGGAACCACACUGCUGCCCCCUAUCAUUGAUAUGGAAACAGUUACGUAUGUCCUGACAGCCAUGUCACUGUUUUUGAUGCUGCUGUCGUUCUUCGUGCUCUUCACAUUCAGGAGAUUGCAGUGUAACUGGAACAGCAUUCACAUAAACCUUAUCUUCACCAUCUUCCUUGUGGAUCUGGCUUAUGUGAUUGGAAUUAAUAAAACUUCACCAGAGCUUUUCUGUCGACUGAUUGCCAUAUCGCUGCAUUACUUCUAUAUGGCUUGUUUUGCCUGGAUGUUUGUGGAGAUGCUGCACAUUUAUCGAAUGCUUACAGAGAAGCAGACAAUCAACUAUGGGGCCAUGAAGUUCUACUAUCUCCUGGGUUAUGUUAUACCUGGCAUAAUAGUUGGUCUUGCAGUGGGAUUAUAUACCAGCGCCUAUGGAAAUGCCAGCUUUUGCUGGCUGUCAACAUCAGAAUCUUUUAUAUGGAGCUUCGCUGGACCAGUAGCAUUGAUUAUUGUGAUAAACAUAUUCACUUUUCUAUUGGCUGCAAAAACUAGUUGUGCAGAAAAGAUCCCUGUUGCAGAUGUCAGCACAGUCAGGUUUGGACUUGUAGCUGCCAUUUUCCUGUUGUCUCUUCUGAGUGCCACCUGGGUGAUAGGCCUUCUGUCUGUCAACUUUGGAAUUUUGGCCCUACAUUAUAUUCAUGCUGUGUUAAUAUUCAUAGAGGGCAUCUUCAUAUUUUCAGUGUACAUUGUUUUUAACAAAAAGGUUCGUUGGUGCAUCAAGAGAUGCUACUACAGACUGAGAGGAAAGAAGGUAGAAUUUGAUGAAAACAAAGCAGGGAUUAGGAGCUCAUUCCAUUCGCGUUCAGCUCUUGCAUAUCACCAUGACUCUGCAAGUGAGAGAGGAGGAGUAAGGGUCCACAGUGUUGGAAUCUCCACUACCUCAACCACAUCCGAGUCAAGUAAAAACAGUUGUCCAGGCAAAGGGGACAAGUACCUGCAGAGCACAAGUAGUUCCACGUCUACCGGCCCAGCCCGCAAUAUACCUUAUGGUUUUGAAUCACCAUUUCAAGAAAAUAUUAAAGAAGAACCUGGUGGACUGGAUAAGGAUGGAAAUGAUUCUGAUUCUGAUAGUGAUGCCAGCAUAGACAGACAUAGCCUGGAACUGGCUUCAAGUCAUUCCUCAGAUGAUGAUGAUGAUGACUUCGAUAUGGGUCAGAGAUGGGAAAGUCAAGUUCCAAAAAGCAAAGCUGUUGAGCUGGCAAUGGAACAGCUUGAAAAGAUGAAAAAGGAAAAAGAAAGAGAACGCCUUGGCAAUCAUGGUCAAGCAUCAGAAAGAGACCACAGUCCCGAUCUGAGAAUAAAAGGACUUCAGUCUCAUAUAAUUAUAAACCCACCAGAUGUUACUCUGUCUGCAUUACACCAACCCAGUCGGACAGUUGUACCCCCUCCAAGGUCAGAUAGCCUUCCAUUCAAUCCCAGCAACACAAGACAGCCUGCAAACACAGUGCAAGUGUUGACUCACAACGGCAGCAUUUCAUCAGACUCGGAUAAAAGCAUAGAAGUGAACAUCCACCGCAGGAAAUAA